UCCUGUGGGUCUGCAGGCGAAGGGAGAAGAUGGCGGCCUUGGGGGAACCCGUGCGGCUGGAGCGGGAUAUUUGUAGAGCAAUUGAGUUGUUGGAAAAAUUGCAAAGGAGUGGAGAGGUACCACCCCAGAAACUUCAGGCUUUACAAAGAGUUCUUCAAAGUGAAUUCUGCAAUGCUGUAAGAGAGGUUUAUGAACAUGUCUAUGAGACUGUGGACAUCAGUAGCAGCCCUGAAGUGAGAGCUAAUGCAACUGCAAAGGCCACUGUUGCUGCAUUUGCUGCUAGUGAAGGACAUUCACAUCCUCGAGUUGUUGAACUACCAAAAACAGAAGAAGGCCUUGGUUUCAAUAUUAUGGGAGGCAAAGAACAAAACUCUCCAAUCUAUAUAUCUCGAAUAAUUCCAGGUGGAAUUGCUGAUAGACAUGGGGGCCUCAAGAGAGGAGAUCAACUCCUUUCUGUUAAUGGAGUGAGUGUUGAAGGAGAACAUCAUGAAAAAGCUGUAGAACUGCUGAAAGCAGCUCAAGGAAAAGUUAAAUUAGUAGUAAGAUAUACACCCAAGGUCUUAGAAGAAAUGGAAUCACACUUUGAGAAAAUGAGAUCUGCAAAACGCAGGCAACAGACCUAAUGCAGUUCAAAACUUUAUAUUCCAUUUUGCUUUCAGCUAGAGAAGUUUUCCUUGUGACCUACUGAUGGCUGCAAUGCCAGUGAUUAUAAAUAACAGAAACUUCCCUUGAAAUCCUCCUUGCCAUUUUAUAAAUGCCUAUUUUAACAUCAUUUAUUGUUCCAGAGAUACAUACUCUUUUUUCUGAUAAGAAGUAAAAGGUGAUGAGGGCAAUUCUGUCCUGCUGUUUUUACAGGCCUUUUUCAAAUGCAGAUUUUGUCAUAAAAUUGUUAUAGAUUUCUAAAAAUGCUUUUUUAAUAUUAAAAUGUACUUUUACAUUCUUAAUCUUUUUUUUUAGAAAAAAAGAUUUUCUUCAUUUGGCUCCUUAUUUAAAAAUAACCGUUCUCCAAUUCUUUUUUUUGCCUAACUUUUUUUUUAACCUGGAAAAUUUCUUUAUGGUUUUCCAAGAAAUUAAACAUACCAACUUCAGCUACAGCAGUUCCUUACAUUAUAACUGUUAACAUCACUACUGCAUUUUGUACUUUGAACACACACAUAAUAUAUAAUCAGUGAUAAAUCAUAACUCAGCACAGUGGAAGUUUUUUACUUUUAUUUAAACAUAAUGAAUAUUCAUUUAUACUGAUUUAUGCAAGUAACUUUUUAAACACUGGUACUGUUAUUGCUAAAUAUGUAUUCUUCCAUAAUGUUUGAGCGAUGAGGCAAGAGGUUUGAUUGUUAGCAUUACUGAUUAUGUCUCUUUAUAUUCAACAACAUGUCAUAAAUUACAAAUGCAAUCACAGGGUCAGGUUUCAUCUUGUGAAAAUUUUCUUAAUGCUAUUCUUUUUAUUUUAAUAUAUUUCUUAUGUUUUGGUACUUCCAUUUGUAGAGAUGAGCCAGUUUCCCAGUGGUGGGGAAUAGCA
This is a messenger RNA of Manis javanica (Malayan pangolin), 1519 nucleotides long. RefSeq names its product lin-7 homolog C, crumbs cell polarity complex component (gene LIN7C). Gene Ontology annotation, molecular function: protein binding. NCBI's taxonomy places the organism in Eukaryota, Metazoa, Chordata, Mammalia, Pholidota, Manidae. The record is from RefSeq and is a predicted model, not a curated record.